AUGCCUAAUGGCGAUCAGCUGCAGAACGCAUCCCUACCACCCUUACGUUUGGCCCCUUUUAAGAGGGUCGAGUCACUGCUCUGGCCGUGGACAGGGAGGAGUCAUUUCCUGGCGCCCUUUGAGGUGGACCCUGGCCUUUUUUCCUGGAAACUGGGAACUGCAGGAUCCAGCGUGCCCUGCGUUGAAGGCUGCGUCGCUGAGCCAGUGAAGGCGCGGAAAAAGGGAUUUCCGUUUGGGCACAACUCCUCCGGAGCGCUGUGUCAGGACCGGAGUGACUGGAACGGGAGGUCCGGGAGGAGGCGCUGUCCCCAAGGCACAGAGGCGGAUCUGAAGUUCGGCGACGCCGCCUGGGGUGCCUGGCGCAAGGCCCGUGAGACGGACCGCCAUGCCCGCCUCCCCCAGACUCUUCCGCCGCUCCCGGCCCCGCUCCGCCCACAGUCCGAUGGCGGCGGCGUUGAGGUCAGUGUGAACUUUGAAGAUGUAGCUGUGACCUUUUCCUGGGAGGAAUGGGGUCUCCUUGAUGAGGCUCAAAGAUACCUGUACCAUGAUAUGAUGCUGGAGAACUUGGCACUUAUAACCUCUUUAGGUUGUUGCCAUGAAGUGGAGAAUGAGAAGGCUUCUUUUGAGCAGUGUACUUCUGUUCAAAGAGUGUCACAGAUCAGGAGUCCCAAGGCAGAUCUGUCCUUCAGAAAGGCCCACCCUUGUGAAAUAUGUGUCCAGAUAUUGAGAGAAUUUUUGUACUUGAAUAAAUAUCAAGGAACACAUUCAAAGCAGAAAUUACAUAGGUGUGAGACAUGUGGGAAACAAUUGUAUGUAAGCAUAAACCUUCAUCAGCAUCAGAGGCAGUGCAUCGGGGAGAAACCCUUCAGAAGAGAGGUGGACAGAGCCUCAUUUGUGAAGAACUACAAGUACCAUGUGUCAAGGAAGCCAUUAGUCUUCAGGGUGGUUGGGAAGGACUUCUUGGCCAGUUCUCAGUUUCUCCAGCAAUGGGCUACUCACACCUGGGAGAGGUCAAACAGCAGAGCCGAGUGUGGGAUGGCCUUUCAGAGGGGAAAAACUUAUCAUAACUGGGAAGAAUGCACAAAAGCUUUCAGUCCCAAACACACACUUGUUCAGCACCAGAGACUCCUCACUAGAGAAAGAUGUUUUAUGUGUAAUCAGUGUGAGAGAAGCUGUAACGUCAGUCAGCAUCAGAAAUCCAACCUCAUUGAACACCAGAGAAGUAACACUAGAGAUAGGCCUUAUGAAUGUACAGAAUAUGGGAAAUCAUUUACUAAGUGCUCCAACCUCAUUGAACACCAGAGAAAUAACACUAGAGAUAGGCCUUAUGAAUGUACAGAAUGUGGGAAAUCAUUUACUCAGUGCUCCAACCUCUUUACACACAAGAGAGUUCACAUGAAACAAAAGCCAUAUGAAUGUGAUGAAUAUGCAAAAUCGUUUAGCCAAAGCUCUACCCUCCUUCAACAUCAGAGAAUUCACACUAGGGAAAGGCCUUAUGAGUGCAAUGAAUGUGGUAGAACUUUUACACAAAACUCUGUGCUCCUUCAGCAUCAGAGACUUCACACUGGAUCAAGGCCUUAUGAAUGCACUGAAUGUGGAAAAUCCUUUGCUGUAAACUCCAGACUCAUUAAACAUAGGAGAGUUCAUACUGGAGAAAGGCCUUAUAAAUGCAGUGAAUGUGGAAAAACAUUUUGCCAAAGCUCUUCAUUCCUCCGACAUCAGAGAGUUCACACUGGAGAAAGGCCUUAUAAGUGUGGGGAGUGUGGAAAAUCAUUUAGGCAAAAGUCCAACCUUAUUCAACAUUGGAGAGUCCAUACUAGAGAAAGACCUUAUAAGUGUGGGAAAUAUGGGAAAUUACUUAGCAACAAGUCCCAUCUCAUUGAACACCAGAGAGUUCACACUGGUGAAAGGCCAUAUGAGUGUGGGGAAUGGAGGAAAUUCUUUAGCAAGAAAUCCUACCUCAUUAUACAUCAGAGAGUUCACACCAGGGAAAGGCCAUAUAAAUGCAACGAAUGUGGGAACUCAUUUAGCCAAAACUCUACACUCCUUCAACAUCAGAGAAUUCACACUGGUUCAAGGCCUUAUGAGUGCACUGAAUGUGGAAAAUCCUUUGCUGAUAAUUCAGCCUUCAUUAAACACAGGAGAAUUCACACUGGAGAAAGGCCUUAUGAGUGCAGUGAGUGUGGGAAAGCAUUUGCCCAAAGUUCUUCAGUCCUUCGACAUCAGAGAACUCACACUGGAUCAAAGCCAUAUAAGUGCUGUGAAUGUGGGAAAUCCUUUGCUAAAAACUCCAGUCUCAUAAAACACCAUAAUGUUCACAUUGGUUAA
Messenger RNA from Aethalodelphis obliquidens (Pacific white-sided dolphin), 2328 nucleotides. Its product is annotated as zinc finger protein 256-like. Gene Ontology annotation, biological process: regulation of DNA-templated transcription. The record is from RefSeq and is a predicted model, not a curated record. NCBI's taxonomy places the organism in Eukaryota, Metazoa, Chordata, Mammalia, Artiodactyla, Delphinidae. Bases 1 to 2328 code for a protein of 775 amino acids. The transcript has 7 exons.